Molecule: messenger RNA, 6061 nt
Organism: Danio rerio (zebrafish)
Lineage: Eukaryota; Metazoa; Chordata; Actinopteri; Cypriniformes; Danionidae
Gene: zcchc24
Product: zinc finger, CCHC domain containing 24
Molecular function (GO): nucleic acid binding; zinc ion binding
Source: RefSeq, marked validated
GGCCGAGGACAGCGAGCUAAAACUUUUUAUUCUGACAUGUCAGAGCAAUGACUUUUGUGUAAAUAUAACCCUGGGACACGGAUCCCAGCGAGGGAAUAGGGUCUGUGCUGGAAGAAGAGAGAGAAGCGCUGAUUUUUUUCGGGGUGUGGAAAACCGGACGGCGCAUUCACAGUAGACUCCCAACAAGUUUGUCUUUUCCAAAAAAGUAACAGUGGAAGAGUAAAAGUUACAGUAACAACAUGAGCUUGUUGUCUGCUAUAGACACCAGUACCUCAGUGUACCAGCCUGCACAGCUUCUCAACUGGGUUUACCUUUCUUUACAAGACACGCAUCAGACGAGUGCCUUCGAUGCCUUCCGACCCGAGCCCAACUCUUCCCAUCCGGACCUGAACUACAGCAAAACUCCUGCCAAUGACCUGAGCUCCUCUCUCAACUCCAACUAUCUCAACAACUUCUUUCAGCUUCAGAGGAACGAGGCUCUGAAUAAUGGUUUAUACAAAAGCGUGUCCCCGUAUGGCUCUCUUAACAACAUAGUGGAUGGGCUGAACUCUCUAACAGACCACUUCUCUGACCUCUCGCUUUCCUCUGAGCCGCGCAAACCCAGCAAGAGACCUCCACCAAACUACCUGUGCCAUCUCUGCUUCAACAAGGGACACUAUAUCAAAGACUGCCCGCAGGCAAGGCCUAAAGGCGAAGGACUGACUCCAUACCAAGGCAAGAAAAGGUGCUUUGGUGAAUACAAGUGCCCAAAGUGCAAAAGGAAGUGGAUGAGUGGAAACUCUUGGGCCAACAUGGGACAGGAAUGCAUCAAAUGCCAUAUCAAUGUUUAUCCUCAUAAACAGCGUCCUUUAGAGAAACCCGACGGCCUGGACGUUUCCGACCAGAGCAAGGAGCAUCCGCAGCAUCUGUGUGAGAAGUGCAAAGUCCUGGGCUACUACUGCCGCCGCGUGCAAUAAAGAGGAUCCCGAGGUCGUCUAUCCCCCUUUCCCAUCGCUUCGCCUACCAAGCACUCCAAGAUAAAGUGAAAAGUGCCAAAAUAUUCAUGUAAAUAUCUCUAACGCUAGUAAUGGCUUUGUGUAUCAGCCGCAUGCGAGCAUUUAUUGUGUAUAAUGGACAUGUUUGGGACAGUAUUUCUAUCCGUACGGGACGCAGUGGAUUACCUCACCAUUGCGUCCCCUGGUUGUGUGUUUACAGACUCCCUUCAUUCUCCCUGCCAAGUGAACUAUGAGGAUGUGCCGAGUGCUAAAGGUGUCAUGUUAGGUUGCUCAUACAAAGUGUGCCUUUGAAGAGUUUUUUUUGGGUCAAUAGCACAUCAUAUUAACUGUGAAUUAACAGAGGGAUAAUGGACUUUCCAUCCCUGGCUUUUGUGUCACAUAUUUAUUUAUGUUUGUAUAUCGUUUUUUGUAGUGCAAUUGAAUGAACUAAACUGGGAUUAUUUCAUCUGGACAGGAAUUGUCUGACCCCACCUCUUGCCAUUAAAAACUACUGUAGAAUAGAACUUGCUAAUGCUUCGGUUUAGCGCAUCAGGUAGUUUGUGUCUUUCACAUACACAUAGAAAUUGCCAAACACAAGAUUCUUUUUGUGUGAUGUUGGCUCAAUGCAGUCACACAGAGGAUUUGAAUCAAGCUGUUUGGCAUCUAUGCAAAACCAUUGCAGAUUAUGCAGUUUCUUUUGUUGUCGCAUGAAGUGUAUGGAUGAACGAAACAAAGCCAUGACUAGCUGAUCGUCACCGUCCUUUGAAAUGUGAUCACGCAUGUUGCCGGAGAACUGCUUCAAACGUCUUAGAAACCCAGGUUAAGCUGAAGUAUUUUGGUACAAGGGUCAAAAUGUGAGCUUUUCGGUCCGUGUGCUAGCAUAUAAUAACAUAGCCUGUUUUUCACUGAGAUAUUCGCCUCAGGAUAUAGAGUGUGUUUAUAGGCACAUCUUAGAUGAAAUGGUCUACAUGUGUCUUAAAUGAACACUGCUCAAGAAAAUGUCAAAUAGUUAAUUCGCUAUUAUGUAAACAUUUAUUUUUAAAUUCAAAAUUCACUCUUAAAAAUAUAAGGUUUUCCAAAACAACCUUACAGUGAAAAAAAGCAACACUCCACUUUUAAAAAAGGGAACUUUACGCAAUGAUAUUACGCAUCGCUUGAAAAUACUUCUGAAUCAUCUCGCACAAAUGUCCCCAUGGUUGUAAGGCACACUCCCUGUGCAAGCAGACUGUCAUGUUGGUUAUACUGACGCAAACUAGGCGAUUUUCAAGUGUUACGCAAUGUCAUCAAGUUUCAUGAUUAUGAUGAAGAAAGGAGUGUAGAGUCAUAUCGACCUAGAAAAUAGCAACUUUUCAUUUUACGUCAGCCACGAUUUUGUCAUCGGAGAUAAAUUUGGGAAAUCCUAAAAAAUUCCUGAAAUCCUAGACUGAAAUCGGUGAUCUUUGAUCAUUGGUUUGACAUGUUCACUGACAAACACUUAAUGCCUAUUGCCAUCAGAUUUUUCCUGUGAUGAAGUUCUGGCAGUGUCAGAAGAUUUCAGACACUUUCCUGCAGUGUGACAACAACUGCGAUGAUUGUCAAUCCAAGAAUUAAUAGGAGCUCCGUAUUUGAUGAUGCGAUCCAUGCAACAAUUCAAAUGACCGAGGGGAAAUGACAAAACAGUUUUUUUUCUUGUUAUGUUAUUGAGACUCGCCGAGUGCAAAUUUGCCGCUACAGAUUGUUUACAUUUGCUGUGAGGAAUCAUUUCAGAGUGCGGGAUAGUGAAAGUGUCACGGGUGGAUGAUGUCCAACUCCGUGGGUGUUUUCUUUGGUGUUUGAUGCGUCUUCAUUGUCGCUCAGUCUGACUUUAUGACAUGAGAUCUUACAGUGUAACAUGGAAGAUAUGUUCAUGCAGUCUGACAUGCUACAAUCAUUCAGGAUUAUAAAAUAAAAAAUAAAUAUAAAAUAAAAAUUGCAUCGUGUGAGCCGGCCUUUACUGCAUGUAACUACAGAAGAACCAAUCAUAAAAUAGGAAAAUAAUCGAAACUCUUUUGUCAUUUUUGAGUGAGAGGCUAAUGGCCUAAUCCAAUCCAAUUCAUCGGUUUAUGCUAAGCUAAGCUAAGCUAAAAGUGCUCCCUCCAGACCUGGGGAUUGGCUAAAAUAUGUAAAAAACGGUAAAACUCAACUGUUUAACUCGAGGAGAGAUGUAAAAUGAAAAAUAAGUGGAGUGUUCAUCUCAAAAAUCUUUAUAGUAAUUUAAAAAUGUCAUUUAUGUAAAGUGCUGUUUGUAGAUGCCAACAAAUAACCUUAAUUUCAGAGUUUUGAGCUUGACCCUUGCACUAAAUUAAGUUUUAUUAAAGAGAUUUUCCAGUGUUUACACAAUUAUUCUGAUCUUAUUUCAGUAUGAAAUCCUUAAUGUUUAUUGUCUAACCCCCGUAUACGUAUGCUUAAGCAUAACAUGCAUAACUGAUGAAUUCCACCCUGUUUAUACUGUGAUUUUUGGGAAGUGUUUUCUAUCCGAGUGGACAAAUAUAUUGUUGUAAAGGGAAAAGAAGGACAAAGUAAGUAAUCCUGAAGAGAUUUUGAGAAGUAAUAAAACAACACUUUGGGUACAUGUGAUUGGUCAGAAGAUAUUUCGGCUUGACAGAAUUAUGACAGAAGCAUGUUAAUAUUGGAUGGAAGUAUGUGUGCGCAGGAUCUCAUAUAAAUAUAUGUGCCGUUACCUCUCACUAUGGCUCACACACAGUACUAACUGAUCGUAUUUGAGUGUGACCCAGAACUAUUGAACAAUAAAUGUAGCUUUACGUGUUCCAGCGGGAAGUUGUCGGUGGAUUUUGUGAGAAUUGAGGUUGCUUUGUUAAUCCUAGAUGUACAUAUGAAGUUACAUGCAUUUAUACAAUGUGUAUAAUUGUUUACUUAUCUUUGGAGUCCACAUAUUUUGUGUCAAAUUUUAGUUCAUGUUUCAUUUAUUGGGAUAAACUUUGAUAUCUUGAUUGAAGGGAACGCCUUGUGCCUUAACUCGGUUUGUUCAUGAGAUGAUCGAGGAGAUGUUGUGUAUGAUCACGUAUGAGGCAUAAAAAAAAGCCGGUUAGAUGCCUAAAAAUGUAAAUAAGCGAAUUCUGCUUAACUGAACAUUUUUAUUUCAUUAUGGGAAAUUCAAGCAGUACAAACUGCCAGGGAGUCAAUCAUUAGAUCACAGUUAAAUUAAAAACAAAGCUGUUUCUGUAAGUCGCUACUUUGUUCAUUGGACGUCGUCAUUGUUUCUGAGAGCCUUUAUUUCUUGGUAACUGUGUUUUUGCUAACGGUGUUGCUAAUGGCUUCACUCUGCGUACAUUCUUACACGCCAAGGUUUACUUCAGGCCUCAUUUAGGCUGGAAUGAGUUACUCUGCUUUCUGAUAAACACAAUAAUGAAUGGCGUAAUGAAAAUAACCAGCAAAAUAAGUGAUUCCUGCGCAUUCACCUUGACGUUUAUAGCUGGUAGUCUGCACGUUAGGAUUUCCUUGCAUCUUUGGGAUCAAUUUAAACUCAAACGACCGAACGCACCACUAGAUAAAGGCCUCGAUUUGCUUUCCUAAAGCAAAAUUGUUGCAUUGCACUAUUGUAAAAUGACCCAGAGUUUUGUAAAUGUUGAAGUUAGAAUUGCGCAUUUGAGCUUCCCCUGAUUUCUGUCCUAUCAAAUGGAAGACAGAGCUUGUGGUGUUGAAAGUGUACAUGCAUUUAAAACUAUAGAAAGUGCUUUUCGCGCAUGUGAUUUUGUCUUGAAAUACAUAUACUUGACUUUUAUAGCUCACUUUCAAUAUAAACGUGUUAUUUUCUAUUAAAGGUAUGUGUAUUUUGGAAACAAUAUAAUGAUUUUGGAGCAAUUUUAUAUCCAGAAGAGAUUUUUUGUCGCUUUUUGUUUUCCAUUACAAAGAUACUAGUAUGUGUUUUGUGUAUAUAUUCGAUCGCCAUUAUUAUCAAUUUAGUUAUUUCAAAAUUGUUAUGAUGCAAUAUUAAAACUUUGUAUGUGAAAAAGGGCAACUUGCUGAGAUGCAAAAGAGCUGGGAGUUUUUUUCUUUCUUCGAUAUAUCUUCGGUUAUAUCCUACAGAAAUAUUUAUGGAAGGAUUUUGUUCUUUUUUUUAACAAUUCAAUUCUUUUUUGUAUAAAAUAUGCAACAGAAGCUACUCUAUGAAGAAAAUAUUGAUGAUUACAUAGAAUAUUAUUCAAAGGUUGGUACAUAAUUAUUAUGCCCUUACAAGCCAUUUUUAUGUGUGUGUUUUAGUAUAUAGUUGCCUUAGUUAUGAGCAUAUGUGUGCUUUGAUUCAUUGUGUGUCUGUUAUACAGCAUGAAUGUUGUGAUUUGCAUUUAUAGGAAAUCUUUAACGCUCGUUCUAACAUCACAAACAGCUGUUUUUCAUAUAAAAGACUGACUCACACACUGUAAGUCACAGGGCCUUUUUACUGAGGUGUUUUAUACAGUGGCAAAAAGACGUGACUAACUCCAGUCAUUGACCAUAACACUGUAUUGCACGUACAAACGUUUUACAUGGUUGAAAUGUGUUAGUGAAUCAGGCCCAUACUGUAUGAAACUGUGAGCCAUCUCCAGUUACUGCCAAGUCCAGGAAUGAUGUCGAAAUGUUUUUCUUCGUAUGUAAAAAAAUGGAAAGAAAUCCAAGACUAUUUUUCAAAACAAGUGUGUGGGACUGAAGUUUGCAUGUGCAUGUUUUAUUUGUUUAAAUGAAUCAAGAAAUAUAAUUUGUGCAAUGUAUUCUUAUUUAAUAUUAAUACGUUUAAUUCUUGCUAAGGUAUCUUUUGUAGAUUACACUUCUAGAUGUUAGUCAUUAAUAAUGCCUCCGUUCACUCCUAGGAUUUCCAGUACCAUUAAUAGAUUUACUGAAUGUACUGAUUUAACACUCAUUUUUGUAAUGUCUGUAAAAUAUUUGUCGUCAUAUUGGAGUGGACAGAGCAACAGAAAGCCUUGAUGAAGGAAUGUACCAGAAUGUAAGAUGAGAUGAAAUCUGUUGCUCGAUGUCCAUGAAACGGCAUUCCGAUAUGUGCCUUAUUUGUUAGUUAGAAAAACUGAAGACUGUGCUUUUAGAAGUUUGUUCAAUUAAAACAUGACUAAAAGAAA